UAUAUAAUUCUGUCUCUUAACUCCUUCAGAUCGAGUUGUCUUGGUUUAACAGACAACCAGAAACGUUGGCUUGUUGGUGGAAUAGUACUCAACAAGGUUCUCAUACCAAAGAUCCGUCCUUUCGUAGAACAAGAAAUUGAUAAGGAAUACACCAAUCUUAGGACAAGCCACAAAAUUCAUACACAGAGUUCCUCUGGUCGUCUUCAAAAGUGGCCAAAGUUUUUGAAGUAUGAGAAUGUUAAUAAGAAUGACCUUCUUCCAAAGCUUCCAGGUGGGAAAUGGAACUACUCCAAGUUUGACUGCAAAGUAUUGUCUCACAUUGACUUUGCAAAGUUGUUCGUUGAAAAUUUCAUGGCCAAGUUUAACGCCUUCGAUGACCAUUGUGAUGCUUCAGCUGUACUGACAUUGCUUGGGAGUGUUCCUGUGUUCUUAGGCCCUGUGCAGACUGCUGCUGGUGUUGUAAGAGGUGCAAGGAAUGACUGGGCGCACUGUGUGUUCAGUAAAUGGGACCUCGUCAAGUUUCAGCAGGUCUUUAUUGAUAUGACUUAUCUUGUAACAACCUUGGGUUUACCAGCUGCAGAUGAAGCAAAGCUUCUUGGAGAACUGAAAGACUGGGAAACAAAAGGUAAGGAACUAUUGACCACACAAAGUUAUGAUGAUUAAGUCAGCAUCUACAAACGAACUUGACAGCGAGUAGUCACCAAUUUCGUCCUGUUAGGAAUUAUGGUCACCUGAUGACUAUACACCACACAGACUAGAUUAUGUAACGAGAAUUUAAUGGCUACAUUGGUCCGCUAAAUCCAGUGGCCGCCGUUGAAAGCUUUUAAAGCCGUUCAGUUUAUGAAUGAGCUUUACAAAAUUUGAAGCAAUGCGUUUGAAAAAUUUGUCUCCAACUUGUCAACCUACGUUUGUUGGCAUUUUUACAUGUAAUUUAGACAUUCAGUUUUUGGUUUGGCAUUUGCUCCGAUAGGGAUAUAAAAAGCUUGGCUUCGCCUUAAGUUGAGCACUACAAUGCGUUAUUGUUUCAAGAAGUUUUCCUUGUGGUAUUUUGGGUGGUUUAAAAGAUUUUUUUCCACUGCAAAAAUUAGGUGUCAUUUCUAUGACUGUUAAAUCGUAUCACGUCACAGUUGGUUGGAGCGGCGUUGUUUCACACGGUCAUUUACUAGCGGUUGAAGUUUGUUAAAGAUCAGAGGACUAAACCUUUGUUAUCAAGAACAUUGUUCCCUUCGACUGAAAACUUUAAUUUAUAAUCCGUCAGGAUAGUAAUAGCUUAUGAGAAAAAUAGUUCCCAAUAUAUCCCAUUCUCUUGAUCUAGAAAAAUUUUUUUUCUAGAUGAUUAUUUUCAAGUCUAAACAAUUUUUGCUUUCAUUGCUUCUUUUUAAGGUACGUGCCUCUGCAUGAACUCACCUGUGGAUCAACAUUUGCUUCAGCUGGUUCAACAAGACAUAAAGUCACUAGAAGAUGCUGUGGAAAAUAUGUCAGAAGAAUCAGAGAAAGAAAAGAAGAAAGUUCGUGACGAACUGCAGAAGUUUUGGACCACUUUAGAGGACAUGAAGCUUAAAGUGGAACUGGUUGAAAAUAAAAUUGAUGUUGUCGAAAACAGAGUUGUUGGUGUUGAAAACAAAGUUGGUGUUGUUGAAAACAGAGUUGAUGAUGUUGAAAACAAAGUUGAAAGUUUUGAAAACAAAUUUGAUGGUGUUAAAGACAGAGUUGAUGGUGUCCAAAGUAGAGUUGAUGGUUUUGAAAUCAGAGUUGAUGUUGUUGAAAACAGAGUUGAUGGUGUUGAAAACACAGUCGGUGGUUUUGAAAACAAAGUUGAAAGUUUUGAAAACAGAAUUGAUGGUGUUGAAAACAGAGUUGGUGAUGUUGAAAACAAAGUUGAUGGUUUUAAAAACAAAGUUGAAAGUUUUGAAAACACAUUUGAUGGUGUUGAAAACAGAGUUGAUGGUGUCGAAAGUCGAGUUGAUGUUGUUGAAAACAAAGUUGAUAGUGUUGAAAACAAAUUUGAUGGUGUUGAAAACAGAGUUGAUGGUGUCGAAAGCAGAGUUAAUGAUGUUGAAAACAAAGUUGAUGGUGUGGAAAACAGAUUUGAUGAUGUUGAAAACAAAGUUGAUGGUGUUGAAAACAGAGUUGAUGGUGUUGAAAACAGAGUUGAUGAUGUUGAAAACAAAGUUGAUGGUGUUGAAAAGAGAGUUGAUGAUGUUGACAACAAAGUUGAUGGUGUUGAAAACAGAGUUGAUGAUGUUGAAAACAGAGUUGAUGGUAUUGAAAACAAAGUUGAUGGUGUUGAAAACAGAGUUGAUGGUGUUGAAAACAGAGUUGAUGAUGUUGAAAACAGAGUUGAUGGUUUUGAAAACAGAGUUGAUGGUGUUGAAAACAGAUCCCAUGGAAUAGAGAACAUAGUUGAUGGUGUUGAAACCAGAGUUGGCAGAGUUGAGGGAACUGUAUCUGAACUGAGAGGUAUAUAUUUAAUGACUUGAAUUUUUUGUUGACUAAAUUUUGCACGUAAUUUAAGAGAGCAUGGGAUACAUAAGAGGUUAAAACAGACUUAAUUUUGUGAAUACAUUUUCAUUAAGUUAUUAAGUAGUUCCAUUGCAGUUUCAGAUGUGCUUAGAUUUAUUUUGGACAGCUGUCAUGUACAUUUUAAAUUUUCUUUCCAGUGUCAGUCCAAACCACAAGCGGCAGAGUGGAGAGCCUGGAGGACGAGUUACGAAAAAAUUGUGAAGAAUUGUUAAAGCGUACAAAUUCAGGUAGACUUUUCCUUUUGAAGCUUAAAAUUGAACUCUAUUUAGUAAUAAUAUAAAUACUAUUCUUUAGCUGAGCAUGUUAUGGAGAAGUUUUUAGGGCAGAAAUUUUACACGAAAUAACGUCUUGAAAAGCACUUUUGUUUCGUUUCAAAAAAAAAUUACAAAAAUGACCAAGCUUGCAUUUUGCAAUAGCGUAAAUAAGUUGUCCGUCUCUGCCUAUUCGGAUGUAUUAAAUUGACAACAAACUCUAUGGAGUUAAACGUUUGGCAAAUGAGGUUGUGAGGUCCUCCCCCCCCCAUGGAAACCAAGUAAUUACAAUGUUUAUUUGCCAUCGAUCCUUUUAUAAGUACAAAUUAACAUGGAUUUGUGUGGUCGUGUAUGUGAACAAGGUUUGACCAGGAGUAAAAACCUGAUCUCAAAAAGGUAGCGGUUUGAGAAAAAAUCCAAAAAACAGAUGCGGGGAUUCGUAAACAUGAUUUUCUUGUUUCAUCCCCACCACACAUCGCAUAUAGACAUGGUGGAAGACUGUUUCAAUUUUCACCAAGGCCCCGCUGUUAUGGCAAAAACCCGUCGCGGCCGGAUUGAAGGCUCACCCUCCCAGCCGAGUAAACUUUAGCGAGCGUUUAUAUGGGUGAAAAGUUGACCCUUUGCCCGAUCCAAAGGGGCUAGGGCAUGCGGUGAUUGUCUCAGCGUGACUAAGUUGACUUGGCUGGGCGAGCCAAAGUAUUUAUUUGGAGAAAAGAUGAGUUGGGUGAUGGUUCAAUAUGGUUUAUUUCAUAUAUUAAUUCAGUGGUAAGCAGUGGUCAAGACGAUGAAGGUCUUUCAUUAUUCUUUUUAGUCCUUGCAGUAGGAUCCGUAUAUUUCGAUAAAGGUACACUGCACUGAAUGAAACACUUCCUUUUCUUCUUAAGGCACGCAGAUUUUGCUCGGUCAACCUAGUCUACCACCAAAUGCCUGUGAAUUUAUUGGCCGCGAGAGAGAGAUCAAAGAGAUUGCGAGCCACUUGAAAUCUCCAUUAACUCGAGUCGUUUCCAUCUAUGGCCCACCAGGAUCUGGCAAAUCUGAGGUUGCAAUAGCAGUGGGUCAUAAUCUCAAAUCUGAGGGAAAGGCCAUUUACCACAUUAAACUUACUGACGUCAACACAGAGGAUGACCUAAUAUCAGCAAUUCUGCGUUUUUUUAGCGACCAAUCGCUGGGACCCCUGCAGCCGCUCGAUUUCCUGUUAAAACAGUUUAGUUUAAUUUAAGAUUCUGUUUCGCCUUUUUUUACUCUAGACAACGCCGACAGCUUAUUGCAAACAAAGAAAUCAAGAGACCGCUUUUUGAAAAUAAUUAAGCAAAUUAUAAUGAGUUGUGCCAGUGUAAAAAUCUUGGUUGCUACCAGAGAAUCAUCUGAGUGUAGAAAACUAAAACCGCUAGGGCAAAAGUUAGUAAGAAUAGGAUCUGUUGACAACGUAUUUUCUCAGAAACUAGUGCAGAAUUGCUUUCCUGAAGGUUGCGACAGAGACUGGAGGAAAGUCGCGCUGUUUUGCGGACAUAUGCCUUUUGCUAUUAGACUCUUUUGUAACAACAUGCCCCGAAAUGAGUUGCCGUUAAGCCAAGCCAUAGACAACUUUAUCAGUUUGAUUGAAAGUGAUCUAUCUCUUAACCUACUAGUUCUGCUCGAUCUUCUUCUCUUUGACUUACGAUAGAACCUUACAUCAUACCAGAUACUCUCUCCCGAAAACAAAGAAUUUUACGUAUCAUUGUCCGUGAUUCCUGGCUUGUUUCAUGAGACGGUUGCCGCAACUGUGUGGGGAAUAUCAACGCAUGAUGCUCAACGGACGCUGCAAAGUCUUCAGAGAAAGUCGCUUAUAGAUUCUUGCGUUGAAUCCAAACCAUACAAAGUUCACAAUAUUUUUCGCUUGUUUGCACGGCAAAAAGGAGCACGAGAAAUGAAUGAGGUCAUUGUAAGGUCGACAACGCGUUUUAUACAAUUCUAUACUGCGCUUUUCGCUGAGCUUAACGAUGGCUUUCUUUCUGGACAGUCUGUGUCAGCUUUCAUAGACUUCUACGAAGACAAACAAAAUAUCAUGUCAAGUUUAAUCAACGGUUGUUUAAACUUUUCAACACGCGACAGUUGUUUUGACGGCUUGACUAAGGGGAUGUUGUUUAUGGACGCUGUUUUAUGGAGCGACCGAGCCUCUUUCAACAGGAUCUAUGAUACAGCUAUAACUGAGGCAAAGCAGAGUACAGAUUCAACUGCAUACAAUGAGUUGGUUCUUGCAAAAACAUUCAGUGAAGUAACAUGGGGAACAGAAGAAGUGGAAACAAAGCAGCUGCAAUGUAGUACAAAAGAGGUUCUGUCCUGCGAUUCAGAUGAGCAGAAAGGAAAACUAUUAUGCUAUCUUGGCAUCCACAAGCUCGCGAAUGGACAAAUCAAGGAUGGUGUUAAACGUUUGGAAAACUCUCUUGCAUAUUUGAAAAACAUAGGUGACCCAAUGCAGAAGAUCCUAAGGAUCCUCACUUUGCAGAUUCUUGAGCAAUAUUAUGAAUCAAAACAAAUAGUUGAUAAGGCGGCCACAUUUUUCGAAAAGGCAAAAAAGGAAUGUGGAACAGACGAGCAACAAGGCCUUUUUCUCAUUCCCAACAUACCAGACAAAAACGCUAAGAUCAAAGAAAACAAACGGAGGAUCGCUAAUGAAGAAAAUCGGCCGCUUGAGUUGGAGAUAUACUUUCUUUUAACCAAGGCAACAAAAAUGUUCCCCUCUGCCAAAACAAUGGAAUUAUUUGAACGAGAAGUUACCAAAAUGAAGAAAGAAAUGGAGCAAAAAUGCAACUCAGAAGACAGUCUAAAAGUAGGUUCACUGUAUAUCCAUCGGUUUGUUGUUAGUGUGCUCGCAGAGAUGACCAGAUACAAAGAAGCAAUUGAAUCAAUUCAGGCUGCAAUACGUCAUCAGGAAAAUGUCAUUUCAAUGGUUGAACACAGCAAGGAGACGCAGAAAGAGGAAUUGGCGAGAAGCUACUCCUACCUUGCCGUCCUUCAAUUCCGCUAUCAAGAUUACAGUUCAAGCCUCAGGUCACAAAGGCGUGCAAUGGACAUUAAAAGAGAGAUUUUUGAUGAACAGCAUCCAGAUGUCGCCGACAGUUACCACGAAUUUGCGAUCAUCUCCAGGACUAUAGGAGAUUGCGAUUCAGCUUUACAGUUUCAAAAGCGUGUUCUUGAGAUUCGUUUAAAUCUUGCUGAACAAAACCCUUUGAACGUGGCCGCCAGCUAUCAUGAAUUAGGGGUUACGCAGUGCAAAAUGAAAGACUAUUCCUCUGCGUUGCGGUCACAUGAGAGUGCGCUUACAAUAAGAUUGGAGAAUCUUGGUACAAAACACAGAGACACCGCCAGCAGUUAUCAUGAGUUAGGAGUUACACAGUGGUAUCUGGAGAAAUACCAGUGCGCUCUUGAUUCGCAUCAGAACACACUAAGGAUCUUACUUCAUGUCAUGGGAGAACAUCCCAGAGCAACAGCAGACAGCUACCACGAAAUUGGCAAGACUUAUUUCUGUCUAGGAGAUAACCGCGCAGCUCUUCAGUCGCACCUACGCGCAUUUCGUUUGAGGUUAGAAGUAUUAGGUGAGCAGCACACUGACACUGCCAACAGCUGCUGUGAAAUUGGGGUCACGCAGUUUGAAAUGGGAUGGUAUGCCUCCGCUCUUCAGUAUUUCACUCGCGCACUGAACAUGAGACAGACAAUGCUUGGCAACUCGCCGCAUUCAGAGGUUGCUCAAAGUUUCUAUCAGUUAGGACGCGUGCAAUGUCAGAUGGAAAACUUUGACGAGGCUGUCAAUUCUCUUAGCCGAGCACUUUCGAUUAGGAAAGGUCUAAAGCAAGAACAAGACCUUGAAGCAGCCGAAGUUUAUCACGAAUUAGGGAGGGCGUUUAUUCACAAGGAAGACUUCACAUCAGCGUUUGAAAUGCAUCAGCUUGCUCUUGGAAUCCGCGAGAGUGAAAUGGGUGAAGCACACGCAUCAGUAGCCGACAGUCUCUUUCAGCUGGGUCUGGUAGAGUGGGAACAAGGGAGACAUGAGGAGUCACUUCAGCUGCAUCGAAGAGCAGCGGAUAUUAGGGAGAAAUACUUUGGCAAGAAGCACCAUAGAACGGCCGAAAGUUAUUUCCAGCUUGGGCUGAUGCUUUCUGAGUUGGAACGCCACAGUGAAGCCCUAACAUUACACCAACAGGCACUAGAAAUAAGGCAGAAAUGGUUGGGUUAUUAUAUGCACAGCUCAUUAGCUGAAAGUUACCUCGAGACAGGCUGCGCCUUAAUUAACGUUGGUCAGUUCGGUUCUGCGUUCAGUUCAGUUGAGAAUGCUCUGACGAUAAGGACUCGGAUAGUGGCACAAGAAGAAGGGGAGGUAGCCAACUUGCCCCAUGAAAAGAAAGUGAAGGAAUUACUAUUGCAAGAUCACCAAUCAUCUCUUCAGUUGUACAAGCGUGUAUCGACGAUUAUUCAUGAUCAUUCUUCAAGUGUUCGCUCACAGAAUAAUUCACUAAAGGAGCUACUUGGUAGAUUUGAGGGCCAACUAACAAAAAAAGCCAGCUGUUACUUUGACGUUGGUCAGGAAGAGUUCAAUAGAGGUAAAUUGGAAGCAGCCCUUCGUGCACACCAGCGAGCCCUGAAUUUUAGAGUGAUGCUACUAGGUGAGAACCACAGAGAUACAGCCUCCAGCUUCGUCUUAAAAGGAAACGUGCACUUUGAAAUGAGGGACUAUACUCAAGCUUUGAAAUCACACCAGAGAGCUCUUGAAAUAAGACGUAAAAUACUCCUGGAUAAUCAUCCUCACACAGCUGACAGCUAUGCUAACGUUGGAGUCGUACAAAAUGCAUUAGGACACUAUACUUCAGCCCUUCAAUCAUUCCAGCGAGCACUUGAAAUAAGACGUAAAACAGUUGAGGAGAACUACCUAGCCAAUGUGGACAGCUAUAGAGGCAUUGGAAUUGCACAUCGGGGAUUGGGAAACUUUGAUUCAGCGCUUCAGUCAUUUCAGCAAGCUCUCAAAAUUGCCCACGAAAAACUUGGGGAUAACCACCCAGAAACAGCUAACUGUUAUGAAGACGUUGGGAACACCUUGGGAGACGACACUUUAGCCCUCCUGUUCAACAAGCGAGCUCUUGAAAUAAGACGUGGAAUACAUGGGGAGAAGCACAUAGACAUAGUUUCCAGCCAUAAUAGCAUUGGAAUUAUACAUCAUCGUAUGGGAAACUAUACUUUAGCCCUUCAGUCAGGCAAGAAAGCACUCAAAAUGGGCCGUGACCUCAAUGGGGAUAACCACCCAGACACGGCUGUUUUGUACUUGAACAUUGGGGUCACACAAGGUUUAGUGAGAGACUAUACUUCAGCAAUUCAGUCAUUCCAGCAAGCACUUAAAAUAAAGAAAGAAAGCCUUGGGGAUAACCAUCCAGACACAGCUGAACUCGAGCUUUAUCUUUUAGUAACUCAAUUAGGAGAAGCAGCACAAGGACUUGCUCCGAUUUCCAAUUUACGCCAGCCGGUACUCAGAAAGAGGCUUAUGAAUAACAAUCCAGACGCAGCUAUCAGUUACAAUGUCUCUGGGUUCACAGAAGAAUCAUUGGGACGCCACGCUUUACUUCUCCGUUCACGUCAGGGAGAACAGGUUAGGGAAGAAAUCUCUGGGAAAAAACACUCAGAGUCAUCUAAUACCUCCGAUAAAUUUGGGUUCAUAAAAUGCGCCCUUGUAAUUUUACUUAUUUUAAUGAUCUUAUCAUUUCGUAUUCUUCCUGGCUUUUCCAGCAGUGAAAAGAGAUUCAUUUAA
Porites evermanni is the source of this 8547-nucleotide messenger RNA. The record is from the annotation of a GenBank genome assembly. Lineage: Eukaryota; Metazoa; Cnidaria; Anthozoa; Scleractinia; Poritidae.